AUGAAUCCGUACAAGGACCUGCAUCACACAUGGCCUACUUCCUAUGCCACCGUGCCCUCCUGCCCAACCCCUCCUUCCCCACCCCGCCCCCCCCGCCCAGUGCGCUACAAGGACCCCAUGGAUCCGUACAAGGACCUGCGGGACCUGGUGGACCCUUAUAAAGACCUGCGGGACACACUGCUGGCAUCGAGGCAGCAGUGCGGCAUCAUCUACUGCCACUCCCGCAGCAGUGUUCUUCCCCACUCCCUCUUUCUUCCCCCCCUUCUUCCCCCAGUGCGCUAUAAGGACCUCAUGGACCCUUACAAGGACUUGCGGGAUACUUUGCUGGCGUCGAAGCAGCAGUGCGGCAUCAUCUACUGCCACUCCCGCAGCACCUGUGACGAGCUCGCCUGCUGGCUCACGCGCGACGGACUCCGGGCUCUCCACAUCAGCUCGCACAGAAGCACUGGACGACUGGUGAUGUGGGAGGAAGGUCCCCAUUAUGAUCACCUGCCUGUGUGUGACGAGACCGCAUUGGCCCCUGCCUGCUCUUUCUGUGUGUGCUCUCCUGCAGUGUACCAUGCAGGGCUGUCCACCGCAUCUCGCACAGAGGCACUGGAUGACUGGUCACGAGGGAAGGGCGAGCAGGCAGCGAGAGACAAUAAGCCUUGCUUUGAGGCGCUUUACAAGUCGUCCCCUUCACUCACCACCUCCUCUCUGCAGGGCAUUGAUCGUGGGAUAGUGCGGCUGGUGUGCCACUACUCCCUCCCCAAGUCGAUCGAGGCGUUUUAUCAGGAGUCAGGGCGAGCAGGCAGGGACCAGCAGCCCUGCCGCAGCAUUCUGUAUUAUGGCGUGCAGGACAGACGAACCAUGGAGUUCAUAAUCAAGAAGGACGACGGUGCACGGGGAAAAGGCCCUCCACAACCUCAGCGUGUCAAGAACGCCCUGGAUGCCUUUCAAAAGAUGGUGGACUAUUGCGAGCUCCUGUCAUGCCGCCGAAUCAAGCUGCUGACGCAUUUCGGAGAGACGGCCACCCCAAGGCUGUGUGCGGGCGGCUGUGACGUGUGCAAGACCCCACACUCAGUAAAGGCAGCUCUUCAGGAGCUUCAGGAGAAUGGUGCUGUGGGGGGCAGCGGCGGUGGCAUGCAGCCAAGGGUGCAAAUGGGCAGGCCGCCGCUCUCUUCCAAGUUGAAGGAUCUGGUGGAGAGCGAGUUCUGGAAGAGGGAUGAUGAGGAGGAGGAGCCUGAGGAGAGCAUCUCCGGCUCUGAUGGCGAACGGACAAGGAACAAGAAGAUCCUUACUGGAGGCUUCAUGGUCACCAAUACCGAGGAUUGA
Messenger RNA from Closterium sp. Naga37s-1, 1314 nucleotides. NCBI's taxonomy places the organism in Eukaryota, Viridiplantae, Streptophyta, Zygnematophyceae, Desmidiales, Closteriaceae. The record is from the annotation of a GenBank genome assembly.